This is a messenger RNA of Mizuhopecten yessoensis (Yesso scallop), 8048 nucleotides long. RefSeq names its product protein kinase C and casein kinase substrate in neurons protein 2-like. Gene Ontology annotation, molecular function: protein binding; phospholipid binding. Gene Ontology annotation, biological process: cytoskeleton organization; plasma membrane tubulation; regulation of endocytosis. The record is from RefSeq and is a predicted model, not a curated record. The coding region runs from base 166 to 1731 and encodes 521 amino acids. Lineage: Eukaryota; Metazoa; Mollusca; Bivalvia; Pectinida; Pectinidae. Gene Ontology annotation, cellular component: cytoplasm; plasma membrane; endosome. The transcript has 12 exons.
CCACACCCCUUCAAUAUCAGCCAUUUUGGAAUCUCCGGAAGAUAGCCCAGUGGAAAGUCCGGGUGAAGUAAACUUUGACUUCUGAUGUGGUAAUUCCAGAAACGGCAAUUGAAGAAUUUAAAGUCAAUACAAACUUUAGGAAAUAGUAAAACAAAAGUGUUCAUCAUGACAAACUAUGAGGAAUCGAUUCAGCCCUCUAGCGAUAGCUUUUGGGAGGUGGGCAAGUACCAGCGGACAGUGAAGCGUGUUGACAAUGGACACAAAAUGUGUGAAAGCCUUAGAAGUCUCAUAGAGUCGAGGAGCGAGAUAGAAAAGAACUAUGCCAAACAGCUCUCACAGUGGACUAAAAGGUGGAACGAAUACUUAGACAAAGGACCCGAGUAUGCCACAACACAAGGAGCAUGGCGAGGAUUGCUAGAAGAGGCUGAUAGUGUGGCAAACCUCCACACACUGGUCGGGGAGAAUCUCAUGUCCAAGGCUUACGCAGACAUCAAACAAUGGCAGAAGGACAAUUACCACAAAUCUCUGAUGCAUUUCAAGGAAACAAAAGAGAUGGAAGAUGGUUUCAAGAAGGCCCAAAAACCUUGGGAGAAGAAGUAUACAAAGCUACAAGCUGCCAAAAAAGAGUACCACACGGCAUGUAGAAACGAAAAAACCACUGCCAACCAGGAGAACAAUGCACGGGGAGACUCGGCGGUCUCACAGGACCAGAAAACAGUAGACCACAACACUUUGAAAAAGAUCCAAGAUAAAUUACGAAAAUACCAGGCUGAUGUAGAACAGUCCAAGGAUAAAUACGAAGCUUGCUUGAAUGAUCUAAACGGUUACAACGCAAAGUAUAUAGAGGACAUGAAUGAGGUAUUUGAAAAAUGCCAAAACUUUGAGAGGGAAAGAAUGGAAUUUUUCAAGAAAACAAUGUUUGUGCUUCACGAGUGUCUGGACCUGUCGUCAGAACCCAGGUUUUCCAAGUUAUACUCAGAUCUACACGACACGAUCAGUAAGGCGGAUUCAGACAGUGACCUAGCCUGGUGGUCUCAGAAGAGCGGUGCUGACAUGCCCAUGAAUUGGCCCACAUUUGAGGAAUACUCUCCCGACCUGGCAAACAUAUCCAAGAAGGAGAAGAAGUCGCAGCUUGGCGGGGACGGAAUCACGAUCACCAGUAUACGUCACAAGGGUGAUGUGUACCAACCCUCAACCGACACCAACUCUUUCAACAAUUCGUCGCCCCGAACAUCUCGCACCUCCAACACCUCCAACACCCACAGUGAUACCCACAACGAUACCUACCAACCCGUGCCCUCACAGCAAGAAUCCAGCUACAGCAGCAAUGUGGUGGAGACGAGGGCCGAGGUGGACGUCAGCAGGAAAAAGUCUUAUGACGAGAAAUUAAAUCCGUUUGGUUCAGAUGAUGAUGAUGACACAGACUUGGGAGGAGAUCGGCUCUCAAGUAAAACACCAACCAAACAAACCGUCCCGGAGCAGGUGAGGUUAGAGACUGCGAGCACACCUAACCCCUUUGAGGAUGAGGAAGACGGUGCAGAAUGUCAUAUAGAAAUGGAGGUUCUGUACGACUACAUACCGAAGUCUGAGGAUGACGACGAACUCACCCUGACAUUAGGUGAGAAAUUUAUCAAGAUCAAGAUGGAGGAUGAGCUUGGAUGGUGUAAGGGGAGAAAACUAAACGGUUGUGAAGGUCUCUUCCCCGCACAGUAUGCUAGAGAGUUGUCGUAACGCGGGACGUGGACAGGGACGUACGCCCCACAGAUCACAACAGUACAUACUCUUACGGAUCCGUGGGUACUCAUUCAGGACAAAUAGAGCUGAUAUAUCAACAGAAACAGCACAAAGAGACAAUGAGAAAUGAAGACAGUUUUAUGCAAGAUUCAUGGACGUCACAUCACCGAUACCUGUGCUGACUGCAGCUCCUUUCCAAUGUCAGAGAUCACAGUUGUCUGUGAAAUACACACAAGCUCACAAAAUUAUAACGAAUCCCUGCAGUACAUUUCCUCCCCAAUAGUUUUUUGUUGCAACAACAAUGCCUUAUAAUGAUAAAUAUUCACAAAUUAUCCAAAAUUUUGUGUCCUCUUAAAUUUCCAUGAAUAAACAAGUACUCAUUUAAGUUACAGAAAAAGGAUAUGGAAUAUGUAAUUUAGGCACAGAUUUGUUGAUGUAUUUGAAACUAAAAAUGUCCCUUCUUACUAGAAAUUUCCCCCCAUUAGUUUAUAGUUUAUAAUCUGAAAAUUUCAGUUUCAGAAUUAUGUCAAAUUUCUAGAUUAGUUUUAAUACUAGGAAAUUUGUUAUUUGAAAUUACGUGACGAUACAUUGCUUCAUUAAUUCCUGCACAAAGUGGUUUUAUCAUUGGUGAUGAAAGGAUUGAUUGUUUCCAACGUAGCUCGUUAGCAGAGCACUGACUUUGAAUGGGCUUGAUUGUGUUGAAACGUCCAGAAUUCCAGGGUUAAUUAAGAUUAUCAGAUUUCAAUAAAGUUAUUGAGGUUCCGUAGGUCAGGUAUUUUCAAUAUUCAAAUCUGAGAUGUCCCUAGAUAUAAUUGGAACAACUAUAGUCCAGUCAUUCGCUUCAUUUAGAAGGAAAGACCUCGGGUUCUAAGUGGCUGUUGGGGGUCAAAAUGUAAAUUCACUCAAAUUUAAGACUUGUCCAAGUAAAAUUUCUUGUGAAUUCUACAAGAAUGUUUUUAAUAAAAUAAUGGUUAAAUACAUUUCUUUUCAUUUCCUCAAUCAGAAGGUUUUGAAUGAAGUAAAUUCUAACAAGUACAGAUGUUUCUGAAUAUUAUUUAUAAACUUUUAUCAUUUAUUAUCUCAUCCCUGGUUCAUCUUUAAUCAAAAAGAGUUUACUCGUAGUUAGACAAGUAAGACAUCCAUGUGCAUAAAUUUCAUGGAAAAAACAACUGACUCCUGUGGAGUAUGUUAAGAAAUGACAAAGAAACGAAUUAAAAAGACUUUGCAUGAGUAAAUUUGUUGUAAUGCUGUUCCACAAGUGAUGGCACUGCCGUACUAAAGAUUUGAUAGGUUGAUGUUUAUCAUGCACUUAACUUGACCGGUAAAAACAUUUUCUGAAAAUGUGCUAUUCCAGCUUUGCCCUAAAGGGAGUUUAUAGUUCUUUUUGACAUUUCUUCAAUUUCUAGAUGAAAAGAUACAUUUUGUGUUUAAAGUUUUUUCAUAAUAUAUGCAAGACCAAAAAAUUGAAAAAUAGUCAACAGCGUAUUUUACCACAAAUUGAAAUACAAUGUACUUCAUGAUGUUCAUAUUUGAUAAACUUUUUUUUAUAUAAUGAUAUAUAAGGGGAGAUAAUUCAGCUUCCAGUUGGAAUGAGUCCUAGCAAAUGUAAUAAUACUCAUUUAUCUUCAAUGUUCAUCUGACUUGUGACCAUUCCAUGUUACAUUUAUAAAAAAAGAUCUGUAUCUGUGUGUUGAGGAUUGUUAAUGUUGGUGAGUUCUAACUAGUGUUUAGCGAGGUACUUAAUUAGUAUAGAGAUGAUAGCACUGUCCCAGCCAUGUACCCUCUAUCGCCAUGUGAUUCCUUUAAUAGUAAACCCUUGCACUUUCAAAAUUUACAACAAUGGUUAUAAGAUAAUUUCACUUGUGUGUGUCUAUAACUUUGCGUACAACAUAUCUGGGUGCCACGGUAUUUACAUUUAUGUUAUGCAGAGAGAGAAAAACAUUCUGAGCAAUAGAGGGUACAUGUUGAUAGCUGGUCACCGUAUUGUAAUGGUAAUGAACGAAACCGUGAUAAAAUAGUGUUGAAAAUCUAUGUUUGAUAUAUGAAAUAGAUAGUGAUAUAGAUACUUUUGUAUCAUUAUAUAAAUCGAUAUAUAAGUAGGUAUAUUAGUAAUAUUGUUGUUAGAUACGUACACACCCAAUGUAUUAGAAUCUUGCCAAAGUGUAAUUUUGAAAGAAAGACAUUUCUGAUCCCAAUUUUUUUUAAUCAAAAUCAAAUAUUUUGUUUCAUUGGAAUUGAAGGAAGGGAAACUAGCUGGUAAAAGUAACUAAGAGUGGCUAAACUUGAAAAGAUGAACUGUUCAACUGUAUAUAGUCAUAAGUAAAUAUUGAUUUGAAUAUCUGUAUAUCAUAUCAACGUUAGUAUUCCUUCUACCUCUCAACACCAAUAUACCAUAUGUGUACCCAUUGCACCACUGUAUGUCACAUCCUGUAUGUAAGCAUUCUGUAAAAACUAUUUUAUCAUUUCAAAUUUUGAUGGCUUUUCACCCUGGGCUGGCACCAGGAGUUAUCUCCCUUCAAAAAAGUAUCAGAAAAUAGUUAACAAUGCUUGAGGUUAUGUGGAGUUUUGAUUAAAUUCAGAUUUAAUUGAUUUAAGAAUUCAUAUUACAAUUUUAAUGUAGAUGUAUCUACAUGCUACGUAUAUCCACAGCACAAUGAUGAUCACAAGUGUUUUUCACCCUGUAACAGAGAAGUCUAUUUUGUAGAUAGUCAUACCGUAUUUUUCUAUAGCAUAUUUAAUGUCAAGCUGUUGUUCUAUAGUCACAAAACUUUGUGAUGUACUAAAUAUGGAAGCUUAACUAAUUAAACACUAUUUUGUUGUCAUUGAAUUUAUUCUAAAGGAUAUUUGGACUGUUAACAAAAAUCAUAAUAUGGAAAAAGAAACUGUUAUGGAAAGGAUCACUUAAACUUUUUCACCAGAAAUUUCAUGAUCUGUGAUAAUGGGAUUGAGAUCAUAUUGUUUAGGCAGGCUUUCUCAGUGUUUUUUAACAUAAAAAAUGGAAGAUUACUUUAAAAUGGAAGAUUACUUUUCAAAACUUCAGCAAGGCAUUCCAUAUAGGGAAGUUUAAGUUAAAGAAAUAAUCUUAGUUGAACCCUUUCACCCAUAUGUAACUUUAGUAGACACUACCAUGUAUUGAUCUGGAUGAGUCUAUUUUGGUCUAUAGUGGUGAAAGGGUUAGAAAUUUUGAGAAACCGAAGCCUGACAUCCUGAUGUUGAACACUUGGUCAAAGUUCUUUGUACAUAAUGCAUCAUAACACCUGUCCAGCUGUCUUACAGGACAGCGCAGAAGUAUUUCAUUGUAAAGGAUAAGAAUGAAGACUGCUUUAUAAGCGAUCAGACAUAUCCUUCCUCAGUGGGGAGACAGUUGAGAGAUUUGUGCACAAUUUUACAAUUUUUAAUUUGUAGUUUUGUAAACAUUUAUUUUCUUUGAAUUAUGUGGAAGAGGUACUGAGAUUUGUUAUACAAAACAGAGUGCUACAAAAUUUUGAAAAUUACUGGUUUGUUUUUUAAAACAUCAAAAAGUGUUUAGUAUCAGAAAUUGUCUACGCAACUGUUUCCUCGGUAGAUAUUAUCAUUUGGCAUAAGACCUGAUUUAAUAAUUCGAGGUUCUUAUAUACCGCUUUAUCACAACCUAGUUCGUAGGUCGUCUCAAAGCUGUUCACAAAUUAUUUUCCGUGAAUUAAUGAUGAAUUGUUUUCCGAAGAACCAAAGGACAUAAGAAUCUCAAAUUACUCAGGUUAGCAUAGAGCUGAAAAUGAUCCAUUAUUUCAAAUUUCAAAAAAUAUUUUCAAAAAGUAACAUUUUAUAGUUAUUAUGCAAAGAAUCCAUUUAAAACUUAUUCUGAAAGUUUUUUCUGGUAUGCAAAGUAUUUACGAAUUUUGAAGCAGAAUUUUGCAAAAAUGAAUUGAAGAGAACAUGUGAUUUAAUGGUGAUACCAUACGAGGAUACCAGUGGCAUGUAACUAUGUUAAGUUUGUAUACCGAUACCUUUUGCAAAUAAGGGGGAAAAAACCUAGUGCACUGAUAUGGUAGUGCAUCCAGCCUUUUUUUCUCAUUUGCGAUAGGUAACUGUAAUUUGUGUAAAUGAGCGAAUGGAUUAUUGGCUUAUUUGAUGGGAUGUAAAUGUGUGUACACUCUUUCCUAAAAUGAGGCCCAUAAAUAGUAAAUUAUUACAUACCCUGUAUUCUCUAUAUGGAUUUGUUAGUGGACGUCAUUGUUACUUAACCCUUCCACCCCUAUGUAACUGUCGUAGACUCUACCAUGCAUUGAUAUGGAUGAGUCCAUGAUGGUCUAUGGUGGUGAAAGGGCCCCUUAGGGGUAAUGCCUUAAAGGAGUCACAAUAGUAAAACUAGUGAUAUACAGAGUUUGUACAUCAGACUCGAAUUGUUUGAAGAAACUUUUCUCAUCGAUACAGGUAAAAUUUGUUCAUGUAUUUCUGUUGUUUCAUAGUUAGAUUUGUCAAAGGUAUCAAGGAAGGCGUAAUUCAUUUAGACGUAUUAAUACAUGUUUUAUGAUAUCGAUAGAUAAAACAAACCUAUUAAAAGAUGAACAUUUUCAAAAAGUAAGCUUUUUAUGGGCAUCGUAACCCAAAAACUGGAUUUAGUAAAAUCUUGAAUGUGGAGAGCAAAAAAUAUAAAAAAUUGGUAUUAAACCUUGUGGAUGACAAAAGAAGAGAAAAAAAGGAGGUUAUGAAUAUGAUCCGGAAUAUGGUGAGAUGAUUAAAAAACGUUUAUAGUGCUAAUCUACUUAAUGGCUGAUGGACUUGUCAACAGUUUUGAGUAACUUACAUGGUAGAUAAAUGCUUGUAAGUCUAGAUUUACCAUUGAUUGGCUAGGUCUGGACACAGUGACACACUCAUCUUAAAGACCUGAAUGUCAUGUUUAUCAGCCUAGAGUCCUAUCAGAAUUGUUACUACAAAUUGUUACACUAAUUAUUUUUCUUACAAAAUACUUACAUAAUUACCUUUACAGACACAUGUAGAAGUGAUGUAAUUACGUGUGUCCCUCCAGGUAUUACAUAGAAUGGGGUUAUUGUGAAAUAUGUAGAAUUACAUUAUAAUUAGUUACAUAAUGAACAGCUUGCGUCAAAAACUUUCGUACUUGUUAUUUGGUUCUGAUUUCUUUAUUGUGAAUUUGUAGCAUGUUCCUGUUGGCCAAACUUUAUGAAGUUUUUUGUUGCUUUUAGGAUAAAUGUCGCACAGAUGUGGCGAAGUCUCACCUUUAAAACAUGUGUUCAUUGUGCAUUGACUGUGCUCUGUGGGAGUUGUCUAAAAAUGGCAGAUCAAAUAUUACCUCUAAGUCCGGAGAUAAUUUGAUAUUGACGAUGCGGUGUCAUGCUGUUGUCUCAGGGUAUCUGAUACAACCUGUACUGAAACCCAUUUGUAAGAUUAAUUGGUAUGGAGUAAAAAUUCUACAAAAUAGUUUAUAUAUGCAGGUUAAAUAACAUUGCUUAUCGCAACAAUCGAUGCCUGUGUAAAUCUAAAGAAUUCCAAAGAAGCUCAAAGCUUGCAUGUUGUAGAAAAGUUCUAGAUUUUUUUUUCAUAUAUAUUCUGUAAAUAAUUAUAUUGAGAGUUAUCUCCCCUUCAAGGUUGCGAUGAAUAUUUUGCUUCGCAGUGUAACAUACAAAUUUUGAUGUUGGAUGGUGUUUGAAGCUGAUCAGUCAUAUUUUCAAUUAAUGACGAAAUUGUUGAAACUAUUUAAGUCAAGAAAUUUCACAAACACUUCAUUCACAUUUCAAAGAUUAAGAAAUUAAAACAAAUUUAAUUGUGUUCCAUAUUAGUUUACUAUGUUUAUUGUCGGAAAAUUUGUAUGGUGCUUGGCAUUAGUUAAGCUAGAUAAACUAUUUGGCCAGAUAACAGUACCAAUUUAUAAAGUAUGUUAUUAGGCAGAAGAUGAUGUAAAUGUUAAAUUUAUUAGCUAUAUACAUGUAUAUGUGCUACAAUUUUGUAUAAGAAUGGCUUUGUUGGCGGAAUGAGCAAGUGCCCCCUAGUGCGGAUAUUGGCUGAAGGUCUUGUUCACACGGGGAUAGAUGUGGAGGAAUUUCUACUUGUUACUAUUGUAAAGAUUGUUACCCAUGUAUGCAAUAUUAUCGUUGUUCCAUGUAUAUUGUAAAUUGUCCUGCAAGUUACCCAUUUACUUGUUGUUAUGGAGAAUAUAUUGUUGCAAAUUACUUAGAAUUGUGUGUAGCGGACACCCUGUACUAAUAUACAUGUAUAUCAUCAUUUAUAUAUAUAUAUAAGGGGAAAAGAUUGUUCAGUUAUUUAUUCAAAUACGAAUAUAUUCCAUGCAUUAUUGGCAAUAAAGAAUACUAAUGAUA